Zophobas morio is the source of this 3465-nucleotide messenger RNA. RefSeq names its product pikachurin-like. The record is from RefSeq and is a predicted model, not a curated record. The transcript has 9 exons. Bases 329 to 2776 code for a protein of 815 amino acids. Gene Ontology annotation, molecular function: calcium ion binding. NCBI's taxonomy places the organism in Eukaryota, Metazoa, Arthropoda, Insecta, Coleoptera, Tenebrionidae.
AGUAUUGAACGUCGUAUAGAAUUUCACCAGCCAUAGUCAAUUAUAGGGCCGUGUAGUGCGCGCAGGUAUGAUUCCUUAACAGUCAUCACAAGCCGACGACUCAAGCUCAGGCCACCACGUCAAUUAAAAUAAAUAUUACGGGGACAUAACAAGGGUUAGACUUUAAUAAAGGUGUCCGCACAGCGGCGGCAUGCAACAGUUUGACGCUAAAUGUUCAUGAAUAAUAACUAGUUAAUUAGUGGCAUGUUGUGUAAUGUGAUUGUAAGUGGUUUACUGGUCUCCCGGGUGGCGUGUGUGUGAUGACUGACGUGAUGAAGAACCACUAGCCAUGGAGGUGUUUUGGGGCGUCCUGUUGGGGCUGGCAGCCCUCCAGUUUCACGACUGCGGCGGACACGAUGCCGACGACCCCAAUAAAAUACAGUUCGAGGCGGCUUUUCAAGGGCGAUGUGACCGCGGGAGUCCUUGCGAACAGCUGUGCUACGAACUGCAUGAUGGCAUGUACGAGUGCGACUGCAAAUCCGGGUUUAUACUCCGAGCCGACGGUUACAGCUGCUACGAAAUUAACUCAACGGCCUCCCCCCCAACUCCCGAAGAAAUAAGAUCUUCAAAUCAAGAAGAAGAAGACGUCCUGUACCAGAAAGACGCCGUUUUCGACGCUUUAGAACUAGUUUCCCCCAACGUUUCGACGGAAGCUGUCAGUAAUCUAACCAACGGUUCCCCAUCCAGCACAACGCAAGGUCCCAGCUUGGAGCAAAAACUAACCGAAGUAUCGGGUGCCCCGCGAGCCACUUUGCCUAUCUCGACUGAACGACCGUGUCCCCUGGAUUGCGGCCCCGGGGGCGGCUGUGUGCUUAGAAAUUCAAAUGAAGAACCCGCAUGCCUAUGUCCGCUCGGAAGGGGCGGCGACCGAUGCGAAAAGGAAAUGGAAAUCCGGUCGCCGCGGUUCACGGGAUCAAGUUGGCUGGCAUUUCCGGCCCUUCGUGGCGCCUACAAGCACGUCCAAGUUAGCCUGGAGCUGCGUCCGGAGGCCUACGACGGAAUUUUCUUUUUGACGGGAGAAAGGGACGACAUGGCCGGCGAUUUUAUGGCCCUCUUACUGCAUCAAGGAUUUGUGGAGUUUAGGUUCGACUGCGGCUCCGGCGUUGGAGUCGUGCGAUCAGAAGAAACAGUUUUGCUCAACCAGUGGAAUCACAUCACCCUGUACAGACACAGGUGGGACGCGUGGCUGCAACUAAACGGGGGCAAACACGUUCAGGGUCGCUCCAAAGGCCUAUUCUCUCGAAUUACCUUCAGAGAGCCCUUGUUUAUAGGCGGCGCAGGGAACACCACAGGCUUGUCGGAAAAGUUACCAGUGGCAGUUGGUUUGAAGGGGUGCAUUCGGCACUUGGAAGUUAAUGACCAUGUUUACAAAUUCGCUCUCGAACCACACGGGGAGGCUUCCAAAGGAUACGGCAUUGAGGAGUGCACUGCUGACCGUUGUAGCCGCGUUCCGUGUCAACACGGAGGCAAAUGUUUGACCAGUGAAGAUUCAGCUGUUUGUUUAUGUCCCUUGGGAUUUUCUGGCGACUUGUGUGAGAUUCGCGUCGACCUCCAAGUUCCGUCUUUCAACGGAUCGAGUCAUUUGAGGUAUAGAGGAUUGGGUGAAGAAGCCCUAACAUGGCUAGACUUCGAGAUUACUCUAAAACCGACGGCAUCGAACGGUCUGAUAUUGUAUAACGGUCAUCGAGGUGACGGUUUGGGCGAUUUCAUGGCGCUGUAUUUGUAUGACGGAUACAUAGAAUUCGCUUACGAUCUGGGAACCGGAGCCGGGAUUGUUACUAGCCAACACAGGAUCAGCCUAGGGGAAUGGCAUCAGGUCAGAGUAUCAAGAACCGGUCGUUUAGCCAUCCUCUCCGUCGAUAAUCAAUUACCCUCUGAAGUCCUCUCUCCCGGCGCCUUCACCCAACUUUCCUUGCCUUUAAACCUUUACCUCGGAGGCGUGCCAAACUUCGGCAUCGUUUCUCCCCAAGUGCGCGUACGGACAGCCUUUAUCGGCUGUGUCCAAAUGGUAAAUAUCAACGGCAGAACCGUCCCCAUUUUGGCAGAGGCCCUCGGCGGAGCGAACGUCGACAACUGCCCUCACCCUUGCAUCGCAAGACCUUGUGGAGAAGACGGCGAAUGCGUCCCCGAAUUAGAUUACUUCACCUGCAGAUGCAAGCCGGGCUACCGAGAUCAACUGUGUGCAAGAGGGCCUCCUUCCUUCCGCGGCACAGACAGUUACCUCCACUAUAACGAGCCCUUCACUCUCGAAGCCCUCAAUUCUGAUCCACUAGAUGUUAACGUUCGGUUUAAGGUGUCAUCAGAAACCGGAUUAUUACUAUGGAUGAAUUCGGGUUAUGGAGAAUUCUUGUCGUUAGGACUCGAAGAAGGCGCGUUGGUGCUCAGGUUUACUGUGAGAGGAGAGGAAGUGGUUGUUGUGCACAAUUCUACUACCGUCCAUGACAAUCUCUGGCACAGGGUCAAAGCAGUCAGAGAUGGAUCGUCCGCUGUCUUGAUUGUUGACAACGGGCCAGCGAUGACCCGUCAGUCCGUAGAAAUUCCUCCCAUGAGCAUUUCUCUAGGAGAGAAUGAAGGCCUCUACGUAGGAGGAAUGCCAAACACUUCCCUUCAGUCCUUUACAAGGUACAAGCAUGGAAUCAAAGGCUGCGUUGCAGAUUUAGUCUUGAACACAGACUAUCGACUGCAAGUAAUUAAUCAUUCAGAAGUGGGACACAACGUGGGAGAAUGUGAGGUUUAAAGUCAAUAAACAGAAGUGGAAGCGAGCCUAAAAACAAUUUCUACUUCACCGAUGACAUUAAUGUGUACUAAUUAAUGUGUGAUUUCUGAAAUUAAAAAUAAGGCUGACUACUUGGAGCUAUUAAGGGAACAAUAGUAAGAAACAAACGAUACGAAUCUGUCUGAAGAGAAGGCCUAAUUUAGGUGUUUUUGGUGAUUCGUGUCGUCGUCUCUUCACACAAAGCCCCUAUUAAUAAUAGUUGUGUGUCAUAUCUGCAUCCGAGCCUCUAACACGGCUCCGGCAGGUCUCUAAGGAUUUGUGUUAGGAUUGUAGAUAGUCUUGAUUAAGAAUAAGGAUGAGCUUUUUGUAUCUUUUCAUUUCUUUUUGAUCUGCGCGUGGGAAAGAGUUAACGAAGCAUUAGGGAACGUUUCCACUUUCUAAAUAACAAGGAUUGAAGUUGGAGGUGGUGUAAACGUGCCUUUACACACAAACGCACUGUCUUCAUAUCAUUGUAGAGUAGCUGACACUAGACGAGCAAUCAUAUACAGUGUGAUCGUUAGACUUUUUCCCUUGCCUAUUUUACAUUUGCAAUAAAGUAGAUACUAAUCGGUCCAGUGUAAAAUUCACAUUGUUAAAUAAGUAUGUAUAUGAAAACCUAAUUUGUACAGGUAGACUACUGUGUGUUAACAAUAAAGCGCUUUUGACUUAAA